GGCGGCCAUGGCGGCGGCGCGGCGGGUGCAGCUCCGGGGCCCGGCGCUGCUGCUGCUGCUGCUGCUGCUGCUGCUCGGCGCGGCGGGGCCCGGUGUUCGGGCCGCACGGAGCCGCGGGGCCGACCGCCAGAACAGCCUGCGCCGCGCCGCCAGCGGCCUCUACCAGGGCGUCAGCGGCCUCUUCGGCGAGGACAACGUGCGGGCCCUGCAGAAGUUUUUCUCAAGGUUGACAGAGAGGUUUGUGAAUGGGGUGGAUGUAUUAAUGGACACAUUCUGGAGAAUAUGGACUGAUUUGUUAGAUGUUCUUGGAAUUGAUGCCUCCAACCUGACUCAUUAUUUCAGCCCAGCAGCCAUUGCCAACAACCCGACGCGCGCCCUCCUGCUGAUCGGUGCCAUUUUGCUGGCCUACUGGUUUUUAUCUCUGUUCCUCGGAUUCUUCUUCUAUCUGCUGCACAUGCUGUUCGGCCGCUUCUUCUGGAUCGCCAGGGUGGCGCUGUUCACCCUGUCCUGUGUGUACAUCCUGCAGAAGUACGAGGGGGACCCCGAGCACGCCGUGCUGCCCCUCUGCUUCGUCGUGGCCGUCUACUUCAUGACGGGUCCCGUUGGCUUUUACUGGAGGAGGAACAGCAACAGCAGCCUGGAGGAGAAGAUGGACCACCUGGACAGCCAGAUCAGGCUGCUGAACAUCCGCCUCUCCAGGGUGAUUGAGAACCUGGACAGGGGCGCUGAGCAAUGAGCCAGCCCCUGCUGACCACUGAACACCAGCUCUGGAAAAACCCUAAGCACUGUCUCAUCCGAAGUUACAAAGCAACAAAACAUCACAUGGUAAAAAGUGUGCAAAGUUAUAACUUUUCAUCGUGUCUAAGACUAAUUUAUCUAGGUUAAACACUCAGCCGUUAGACUUCUAGGAGAAAGAAACAACAUUUACAAAAUUCAGCUGUAUAUUCAGAGUUUUAUCCAGUACUAGAAUUUUCUCAGUAGAUAAACGCUUACUUUUACAAGCAUUUAAAAACAUCUUUUGUAAGGUUUUUAUAAAAGCAAAUUGAGUAGUCUUUCAGAUAUUGAAAUUGAGUUAAACAUAUGCAAAUUUGACACUUUAACAGUUAAAAAGAAAAAAAAAAUCUCAAGCUACCAAGCACUUCCAUUGAGAAGUAACUGCUGUGGGUCCAUAUUUUUUCUUCAGAGUUGUGAAUGUUUUUGUGUUUUUGUUGGCUUAUUUCAUUGCCUUGAAGUUGCCUUUCAUAGAGUAUCAGAUGAGGAAUUUUCUGGUAUCCAGGCCAAAAAAUUCACACCAUAGCUUUUAACAGGAGGUGGGGAAUGAGGGAGAAGGAAGAUCUGAAGUCCUUAAAUGCCAGUCCAGUGUGAGGAAGCACACGUGUGGCAUUUUAUCAUUGCAUUUCAUCCCGAGAGCUUUAAUUUGUUAGUGUCUGGAAGGAAAUCUGCUUUAAUAAAUUGGCACAGAAGGAAGAUGUAGCGUGACAAAUUGUAAUUCAUAUUUGAUCUGCACAGUGAAGCAUUUUCCAAGCUUAAGUGCAUAGAGUAAAACAUGGUUUUUAAUCUCAGGACCCACGUACCUUCUCAGAAAAGGCAGCAGUUCAAACACGUGCAAAUGUAUUGUUGCUUAAAGCUUUCUCAGGACCAAUCAGCGGCAAUAAAUUACCUUCAGGAAGAUCUGGAUUUUUUUCUAAAAUUCCAAUAGUUUUAUAGGAGCUUUUUGCUUGAAGUCUCUGUCCUCGUUAGGUUUUGGGAAAAGCGAGUCACCUUUAGGAGGAGGGUGUAGGAAACGGUUCCCUUUCAAAGCACUGGAGCUUUGGAGCAAUUUUUAUUUUGCAGGAUUUCUGUGUUUCUUACAUGGUAGGGCAUCACUGGCUGUGCUGGUUUACUGAAACAAAGGGAAGCUCAGGGAAGGAAGGCUGGACUGUGGUUUCACCUGGAAACAGCAGCAUGCAAGGACACGGGUGUGAGCAGGGAGGGAAGCACCUGCCCCUGGUGAUGAGCACAGUUCUGAUAGCGCCAGGGGUAGGAUGGAGCACAGCUGGAGCAUUCCAUAUCCCAUGGGGUCCAAACAAACAGCUGCAUCAAAAAACGCAACAAAAAUUGGUCUGGGAUGGGGCCUGGCUGCAAGGCAAGGGGACCAGGAGGAGGAGGAGGAGGAGGAAGAGGAGGAGGUUCCCAGGUGUGCCUGCCAGUGCCAGCCCAGUGGGACAGGCUGGGCACAGCUUGUCCUUCCACUGGGCAAAGCUUCUGGGUGUGAUGCUUAACUGAAUGUAACUGUGGGGCGAGUUUAUUUUUCUCUUUAUGCUGAAGUUUUAAUGUUCUUCUUGGAAUGUGUGUGUUGCUUGCCUAAACCUCUUUGGGUCUGUCUGUGCGUGGCAUUUCCAUGGGGGUUGUUUUUAAAUCCAUGUUAAUGGCCUUUACUCCUGGUGAUCACUUCUGUUCAACACGGUUGAAGUUCAUAUGCACUUGGCACGGUUGGAAUGCAUUUUUUGAUUUUAAUUUUUUAUGUCUCCUGUAAAUCCCCCUGCACCCCAUUUGUUAACAAGUUUAGAGUUGUUCAAUAACUGGUUAUCACAACUUAAAAUCAUUCCUGUGAUCAGAUAGGGACUAUGGCAGCAAAUAGUCCAUUAGGUCAAGCUGAAAAUGUAAAUGACGGUAAAUUCCUUUUUUCAGCUCAUUUUCCAUAGUAUUACAGAGUCUUCCCUGUAGACUCAGUUCUCCCUACUGUUGUGCACAGAGGACUGGGCUAAAAUGCCAACCUGGAAAUUAGGAAUUGACUAGUAAAGCUUGUCAGGUCUUGAUGUGUUUUGCCAAAUGUGAGACCUGAGGACCAAAGUUUGCAAACCUUGCUCGUGUCAGUGGCUCCAUUGCCUUCUUAGGUCAAUGUGCAUGGGUCAGUUUGCAUAGAUUGUAUUUUGUGUAAUCCAUAUUUAACGUUAAAGUUACAAAUACUGAACAUUUAUAUAUUAAGAGGUGUCUAUGAUAAAGAUUUCUUUGAAAGUAUUAUAAAAAAGUUAAUUUGGA
Messenger RNA from Zonotrichia leucophrys gambelii, 3021 nucleotides. It is a transcript of the gene BRI3BP, whose product is annotated as BRI3 binding protein. NCBI's taxonomy places the organism in Eukaryota, Metazoa, Chordata, Aves, Passeriformes, Passerellidae. The transcript has 3 exons. The record is from RefSeq and is a predicted model, not a curated record. Gene Ontology annotation, cellular component: mitochondrion. The coding region runs from base 8 to 736 and encodes 242 amino acids.